AUGAGCGAGGCAACUGUAGUUUAUAUUAAUAAUCCAAAUGCUUCUUCGGCAAUUGUCCCCGUGAAACGUAGGCGUGGUCGUCCGCGCAAGCAUCCUAAAGUGGAUCAUCUUGAUCACAGCAGAACUUCCCAUUCUAAUUUUUCAUCUGGAGGAGGGGUCAACGGGAGUCAUCAGCCCAAUUCAGUGAAUAAUAAUGACAUUAUGCUUGGUCAACCUGUCGUUGGUGUUAUCGAAGCAGUGUUUGAUGCUGGGUACUUGCUCAGUGUCAGGAUUGGCAACUCAGGCACCAAUUUGAAGGGUGUUGUAUUCAAACCCGGGCACUACAUUCCUGUUUCAGCUGAGAACGACAUUGCCCCUGAUGUUCGAAUGAUACCAAGAAACGAGUUUCCUAUUCCUAGAGAAGUUAAUACACCGAUCCGUCGCCGUCGUUAUCGUACUAGAGAAAGGAAUGGGACUUCUCGUGUGACCCCACGUGCGGUGGCCUCAAGUGGCAACCAGGUACUGCCUUUGAUAACACAAACUGCUGCUUCCCCUGGGAUCUCUAGAGGCAAUGUGGUGCCUGUUGUGCUCCAUCCUGUUACUACUGUGUCAAAUGGGGUAGCAAUCAACACCAGCGAGCCAUCUUCGGUUGCUAUGGCUCCUCAUAUGAUGACGGCUAUCUCUAAGGGGAAGGGUGUUCCAAAUGUAGCUGCUGAUCCUUUAUUAAGUGGACCGUCGUCGUUUGCACAACAGCUGGCAGAAGCUGAAAAGCAGGCUCAGACCAGUUUUGUACACAAUAGUUCAACAACAACGAAGCCUCAGCAUGAUGCAGGAGGCAAGUGUACACAAUCCGCAGUAGGUAUGCAUUUCGAGAAACUUUUAUCUGACGUGAUGAUGAAGAGAGUUGAAAUACCAUCAUCAGAAUCGCCAGAAAAUAAUAGCAGCUUUCCUGGUACUUGUUUGUCUGUGAAAGAUUCGGGCCUUGCUAUGGGAGAUGACGAGGAAGAAGAAGACGAGUACCAAGAAGAUGAUGAUGACGAAGAUGAUGAGGAGGAUGACGAUGACACAGAUCAGCCUCUUACUGUUGAGCCCCUGCGGUCUAUACAGCCCAAUCUUAACAACCCACCUGCUGAUGUCUCAGCCCAGCAUAUGGGGAGCUACAUGACAGGCAAGAUGACUGAGCUAUUACAGGUUGUGCAGAAGAACGUGAUGGAAAACCAGGUAGUGCAGGCUGGGCAACCGAGUCAGUCUGGAACUGAGCAGGGAGUGAAAGCCGAUGGUUUAUAAAACUUCCCAGAAAACAUUGCAACCCAAAAUCAUGGUUAUCAAAAGAGGUUGUGGCAGUAGUUAGUUGUUGCCAUUAAAUACAGACAGUCCUUGGAUUUAAGAGUAGCCGAUAGUGGUUUUAAGUUUCAACAACAUAUGAACUUGUGAGGCUGUAGAGAAACUGGAUGUUCUUACUGUUUACAAUCCUAUAUAUGAAGAGAAGGGACGCAUUUUCUUUGAGAUUUGACAGAUGUAUGUGGUCCGCCUAGCAGAAGAAGUGCAAAAGCUUGCUGUUCCCUGUCUAUCUACGGCCUCUAUGGAGAUGCUCUCUUGUUUUUUUCUUAUAUCCAGCUGCGAGUUUUACGAUCCUCCUUAUCACCCAUACAAUGUCAUGAACUUAAACUGCAUUGACGUUUUGCGGAUGACCUUCUCGCAUCUUAGGGUUGGAUUCAUCCCGUGGAGGUGCAUGAUGGUGACUUGAUUCGUUCUUCAACUGUUG
Messenger RNA from Linum tenue, 1744 nucleotides. The record is from the annotation of a GenBank genome assembly. Lineage: Eukaryota; Viridiplantae; Streptophyta; Magnoliopsida; Malpighiales; Linaceae.